Drosophila hydei is the source of this 1565-nucleotide messenger RNA. RefSeq names its product serine--tRNA ligase, mitochondrial (gene SerRS-m). The record is from RefSeq and is a predicted model, not a curated record. Gene Ontology annotation, biological process: mitochondrial seryl-tRNA aminoacylation. Gene Ontology annotation, cellular component: mitochondrion. NCBI's taxonomy places the organism in Eukaryota, Metazoa, Arthropoda, Insecta, Diptera, Drosophilidae. Bases 169 to 1440 code for a protein of 423 amino acids. Gene Ontology annotation, molecular function: tRNA binding; ATP binding; serine-tRNA ligase activity. The transcript has a single exon.
CUUACUGGCAGCACUAUACAAAGCGGUGCUGCCACAUCGUCGCACACAAUAUGUUCAGAUUGCACAAUGAAAACUUUAAUUGUUAAUUGAACAGAUGUCGAGACAUUAAAAAGUGCGUGCUAAUUAAAACAGUUUAACAGAAAAAGCAAAAACGCAAUUUUAAUUAAAAUGAAGCUUUUGACAAAUGUACGAAAGUUGCUGUUGCUCAAUUGCCGGCAGAGCAUGAAGCAACGGCUAAUGACAACAACAAUAAAGAAGGCGACACAUGAUCAGCCGGUAAUAACCAGUGCACAGCUGGACGAACUGGAGCAGAAUGCGCUGAUGCGGCAUCACAAGAACAAUGUUCCCCGAAUUCGCCAGCUAGUGGAAGCCUUGCAGCUUAGCAGGCACUCUACAGAGGAGGACACACUGCAACAGCUGGCUGCUGAACUGCAACAACUGCCAAACGCAACUCAUCCUCGCCUGGUGGCAUAUGACAAUCAGCCACUGGAGCUGGCUAAGUAUGAGCACCGGCUUCAUCCCGAAGUGGGCGCCAAACAAUUCUCAGAGCUGGCUCGUGCCCUUAAUCUGUAUCGCAUGGAACAUCUGGGCAACUAUACGGGCCACAAGAGCUACUACCUGAUGGGUCAGCUGGCCAUGCUUGAGCAGGCCAUCAUACAGUAUGCCCUGCAAUCGCUCACACGAAAUGGCUUUAAGCUUAUCUCCGUGCCGGACAUAUUGCCGCGAGAUAUCAUUGAGAGCUGUGGUAUGCGCACCGAAGGCGAACGCACACAGGUCUACAAAUUGGACACGGGCGAAUGUCUCUCGGGCACAUCCGAAAUGGCACUCGCUGGCUUCUUCGCAAAUAGGCAACUGACGGAACAGGAGCUGCCCUUAAAAGUAACCGCUGUUAGUCGUUGCUAUCGAGCCGAGACUUCAGGGCUGCACGAGGAGAAAGGCAUAUAUCGGGUGCACCAGUUCACCAAGGUGGAAAUGUUUGCCAUUGCGUCACCCGAACAAUCAGAGUCCACGCUCGAGGAAAUCAAGAAUCUUGAAAUUGAUUUGUUUAAAAAAUUUGGCAUUAACUUUCGACUACUCGACAUGCCGCCCUGCGAGCUGGGUGCGCCGGCAUAUCAGAAAUAUGACAUAGAGGCUUGGCUGCCAGGUCGCCAGAUGUGGGGUGAAAUAUCGAGCUGCAGCAACUGCACAGACUACCAGGCCAAGCGCCUGAAUAUCACGUAUAAGCGGGCCAGGGAUAGAGCUGUCGUACAUGCUCACACUCUAAAUGGCACCGCAACGGCUAUUCCACGCCUGCUGAUUAGUCUGAUUGAGUCAUAUCAGAACGGAGAUUGCAUACAGAUACCAGAGGUUCUAGUGCCCUUUAUGAAUGUUCAGCACUCGAUAACAAAAAACAAAAAGAUACCUGAGACAAAGCUUGUAAAGUUUAUCAGAUCAGCUUAACUUUUGAUUUUAAUCGAUAAGAUACGAAUAAAGGAUGUCGCGAGUGCGCCUAUUUCAAUUUCAUCCGUCAAAAUGAGACACACACACAUACAUACAUAUAUUACAUAGUGAGUAAUUUGUUUCCA